AUGAAAUGUGAAACACAACUUUGCGAAAAUACACCGACAACACGAGGAUGCUGGGGCGCUUAUGAUCUCGAAACAGAUUAUUACAAGACGGCACCCGACACUGGAAAGACGGUGGAAGUCUGGCUAUCCGUCCAAGAGGGUAUUUGCAACCAAAAUGGAUACGAGCGCCCUUGCAUGACCUUCAACGGUACAAUGCCAGGGCCCCCAAUUAUCGCGGACUGGGGUGACACGUUAAAAGUCCACGUCACGAACAAUCUCAAGUCAAACGGCACUUCAGUACACUGGCAUGGUGUCCAUCUGCGAAACAGCAAUCAAUGGGACGGGGUACCUGGUGUCACUCAAUGUCCGAUCGCACCUGGAGAAAGUCUGACUUAUGAUUUCAAAGUCACACAAUAUGGAACCAGCUGGUAUCACAGUCAUUUUUCGCUCCAAUCAUCCGAAGGCCUCUUUGGCCCACUCAUCUUCAAUGGUCCUGCAAGUGCGAACUACGAUGAAGAUCUUGGGGCGCUUUUACUACAGGAUUGGGCGCAUAUCCCGACUUUUGUGGAGUGGGAGGCCAAGCAGAAGUUCGGUAUCACAUCUUCGCAGACUACAACCCUCAUAAACGGCACCAAUACAUUCAACUGUACAGCGGAGCCGCAUGAAAACUGUGUCGGGGGCGGAAAGAAAUUCGAGAUGGUAUUUCAGCAAGGGAAAAAAUACCGCAUCCGAUUGAUCAACGUCGCUAUCGACAGCCAAUUCCAGUUCAGCAUCGAUGGUCACAGCUUGACUGUCAUCUCCAAUGAUUUUGUUCCAAUCAAGCCUUAUCUUGCAGACAGUAUCAUUGUGAACGUGGGCCAGAGGUACGAUGUCAUUGUUGAGGCGAACGCCCCUUCAGGUGACUACUGGCUUCGCGGAGGAUGGGUUCAAUCUUGCCAGGGUGUUGCGAAUGACCAUCCAGAAUCUGCUACAGGAAUUGUGCGCUACAAUACCCAGAGCAAGAGAGAUCCUACCAGCACCAGUACUCUCUCUGGUCCGACAUCCUGCCUCGACGAGCCUCAGGCAAACCUGGUGCCGUACCUCCAAGUCGACGUUGGCAGCAUAACCGACACGACCGUGGAGGAUGUCAACGUUCGCUUGACGAAUGCUGCUUUGUUCCAAUGGACCAUCAACAGUAGUAGUCUUGUUCUCGACUGGGGAAGGCCUACUGUCCAGCAAAUCUAUGACAAGGAGCAAAUCUUCCCCACCCCAUACAAUGUUGUCGAAGUUGAGAAAGAAAGCGCGGACAAAGAAGAAUGGGCAGUGCUGGUGAUCGAAAAUAAAGCCGCUGCUUUCUUCGGCGGUAUCGCUCACCCAAUCCAUUUCCACGGCCACGACUUCUGGAUCUUGGCUCAGGAGAGCCAUCCUUGGGAUGGAAGCUCUGCCUCGUUCAAAACAAAGAACUCGGUUCGUCGGGAUACAGCAGUGCUGCCAGCGCAUGGCUACCUUGCUCUCGCAUUUCAACUCGAUAACCCCGGCGCGUGGCUUGUUCACUGCCACAUCGCUUGGCAUGCGAGCAUGGGGCUUGCACUGGAAUUUGUAGAAAGUGAAAAUUCGAUUUCGACUAGUAUGGGCGACUGGAAAAGCUUGGACAGUACUUGCAAGUCAUGGUCGAAUUGGUCGAGAAGGGCCCCGUAUGGGCAAGAUGAUUCGGGCAUUUGA
Messenger RNA from Penicillium verrucosum, 1680 nucleotides. RefSeq names its product oxidoreductase tpcJ (gene tpcJ). Bases 1 to 1680 code for a protein of 559 amino acids. Gene Ontology annotation, molecular function: oxidoreductase activity; copper ion binding. The transcript has 3 exons. The record is from RefSeq and is a predicted model, not a curated record. NCBI's taxonomy places the organism in Eukaryota, Fungi, Ascomycota, Eurotiomycetes, Eurotiales, Aspergillaceae.